Molecule: messenger RNA, 393 nt
Organism: Coccidioides immitis RS
Lineage: Eukaryota; Fungi; Ascomycota; Eurotiomycetes; Onygenales; Onygenaceae
Exons: 3
Coding region: 1-393 (130 amino acids)
Source: RefSeq, a predicted model, not a curated record
AUGGAGGCGGGAAAACCCUUCACAGCCGAAGACACCAAACUCACACACGCAACUUUGUUUCCCCACGCUGCAACCCGCACGUUCAUCGCAUAUAUCUUCGGACAUGGAACAAGGAUCUACGGGCCUGCGAUUGCCACUUCACGGCAGGGUCAAAGUGAGAAGAGCAACGUCUCAACGCCUUUUGGCUGGUUCGGCCUUUCCAACCAACGGGGAGAAGAAGAGGAGGAAAAAGGGAAAGAAGUAAUGGUGGAUAUCCCGGCGGCCUGCAAGAGGCGCAAGUCAUCUCUCUGGGUAAUGCUGUACCCCAUACUCCGUACUGAAGUGCAGGUGGAUGGAGGGGAUGGUCAAUGCUCGAGUAUUCGUACUCAGAGUCCGAUUUGCAUAACCAGAUAG